Planococcus citri (citrus mealybug) is the source of this 2120-nucleotide messenger RNA. Its product is annotated as lysosomal acid glucosylceramidase-like. Gene Ontology annotation, biological process: glucosylceramide catabolic process. The coding region runs from base 456 to 2000 and encodes 514 amino acids. Lineage: Eukaryota; Metazoa; Arthropoda; Insecta; Hemiptera; Pseudococcidae. The transcript has 10 exons. Gene Ontology annotation, molecular function: glucosylceramidase activity. The record is from RefSeq and is a predicted model, not a curated record.
AAAUUUUCCUCUACUGUAAAUCGUUGACAAGUUGAAUUAUUUUUUGAGACAUGAUCGAUGUUAAUGUUUGACUUGGUUGAGAUUAUAGUAUUUUAAAAAUUUUUCAGUUUGAUGCUCGUUAAUGUAAUUUUUUCACCUUGAUCAUUGUUUCAUUUGUAUUAUUUAUCAUCGUAUUGUUUACGUUUCAUUGAACAAAGAUUUUUUUUUUUUAAAUUUGCAACAGCGUCGUAACAGUCAGAUUUAAAUUUUUAUUCAUUAAUUCACCUCGCACGUUUCGCCUACCUACUAAAGCUGGCUUCUACAACAAAACACUCUGCUGAUGAAUAAUGCUUCUAUCUGUCUGUCGUCAUACGUUCAGUCAAAAUAAAUCAAAGUUGAUUUUUUAAAAAUUGUUUACGGAUAAGAAAUAGUGCUUUGAACGUGGACUUAUUCGUUGGUCAGUUCGAAGAAUAAACAUGAUAACAAGAUGGAAAAUUUGUUUACUGCAUUUGCUCGUCCUGGUAAAUUUUUUAUACAACGAAGUCGAAGCUCAAAACUGCAUCCCAAGGAAAUACUCGUUCGAUAGCACGGUCUGUGUCUGUAAUUCGACAUAUUGCGAUGUCACUCCGAAAGUACGAGCUCCUCUGCCUGGAAAUUUCAUCUUGUAUACUUCAUCUCGAGAUGGACUACGAUUCGAGAAAUCGUUGGGCACUUUUAAAUCGAAAAUCACAGCUACGAGAGCCACUUUACGAGUGAAUAGGAAUCAAACGUAUCAAGAAUUUAUCGGAUUUGGAGCUGCUUUCACCGAUUCAUCGGGUUAUAAUAUUCUAUCGUUGUCUCCAGCUGCGCAGGAUUUAUUACUCAAAUCGUACUUUUCGUCUGAUGGAAAUGAGUAUACAAUGGGUAGAGUUCCUAUCGGUGGUACUGAUUUUUCACUUCGUGGGUAUACCUAUCAAGAUAACGAUACAGAUGCGAAUUUAAAAUCAUUUAAUUUGACAAUGGAAGAUUAUAAAUAUAAAAUUCCGUUGAUCAAACAAGCCGAAACUAUAACGAACAGAUCUCUGAAACUGAUCGCUUCCUGUUGGUCUCCUCCAGCUUGGAUGAAAACUAAUCGCCAGUUGACAGGGUUUGGUACUUUGAAAGAAGAAUAUUACAGAGCUUACGCUAACUACCAUGUAAAAUUUUUCGACGAAUACAUAAAGCAAGAUCUGAAAUUCUGGUGCGUUACAACUGGAAACGAACCAUCGAGCGGUAUCUCACCUAUAAAUAAAAUAAACGCCCUCGGAUGGACUCCGGUAGGUCAGACGAAAUGGAUCGGUCAGCAUUUUGGACCAAUGAUGAGAUCAUCGUAUCCGAACACGUGUAUUAUGGCCAUUGAUGAUCAAAGGUUUUCCUUUCCUUGGUGGGUUACUUGGAUCAUGAAAGAUAAAACUGCAUCUCAGUAUAUAAACGGUACCGGAGUUCAUUGGUAUUGGGACUUUGUCGUAUCUCCCACUGUUCUAACGACGACUCAUAAUCUGUAUCCGAAUUUAUUCAUAUUGAGUACAGAAUCGAGUUAUGGUGAUAAGCCAUGGGAGUUGGAUAAAGUAGCUUUGGGAGCCUGGAACAGAGGCGAAGAAUAUGCUCAAGAUAUGAUAAUUAGCUUUAAUAACUGGGUGACCGGUUGGAUAGAUUGGAAUUUCGCCUUGAACGAAAAAGGUGGUCCGAACUGGGUUAAUAAUUUCGUAGACGCUGCCAUCAUUGUGAAUAAAACAGCCGAUGAGUUUUACAAGCAACCGAUGUUUUACGCGUUGGGCCAUUUCUCCAAGUUCAUUUUGCCCGGAUCUGUCAGAAUUAACACGUCUUCCUCUCUUCUUAAUCCUAUCGAAGCUGUAUCUGUGAAGAGACCAGAUGAUAGCAUAGCUGUGAUACUUUUAAACAGGAGAUCUUUCGACGUUCAACUUACGUUUAUCGACAACGAUAGAGGAUCAGCGUUGAUCAAUGUUCCCAAACGUUCGAUUAUUUCGAUGAUUUAUCGAUAGAAUAUGCCAGAGAUGAAUUUAUUUCAAUUUCUUGCCAUCGUAAGACUGUAAAUAUUUUAUAUCGUAAUUAUAAUGGUUUAUAUACUCUUUUUUUUUAUUAAAAAAAUAUUUGUUUUUCAA